AUGGCCAUCAAAAGCGAGGACAAUAUCGUGGCCGCCCCCACUCACGUCAUCGACCUCUCGCUCAAGCCAGAAGACCGCUACAAAGCCCUCGCGCAGACAUACAAGACCGAGCUUCGAGGUCUGACAGCUUUAUUCAAUAGCCUACUCAGCGACAUUGGCCUCUCCAGGCUCUAUCAUGGCCCGAUCAAUCUUCUCACCCGAUUACUCCUCCGAAGCCUAAACUCUGCUGUGGAGACGGCCGAACUUCGUGGGAUAGCUAAGGUAACCGGGGUCCCGAUGCAUCUGCUCGUCAGCUUCAAUGUAAUCUUGGAUUGUCUCAUGGGGUGCACCUCAGGCGCGGUCAAAGUCCUGGAAGCGGGUCGGCCCAAGUUACAAACCCGGAUGCUGCACUUCCGCACCCUGGACUGGUCAAUGGACCCCCUCCGAUCCAUCAUCGUCCAGCUGGAAUUUGUUCGAAGCAGGUCCGCAACGCCUGGCCGGAUUGUCGCUCGAAGCGUCACAUAUGUCGGUUUUGUUGGCAUCUUGACGGGGAUCUGUGAAGGUUUGAGCCUGUCUCUCAAUUUCCGGGGUGUACACAAUGCCGCGAGCAGGCGCGACCACGCGAAAUUUUACCUUCAUCAUCUGCUCGUUCUGCUUGGAUACCGUCAAUCAAUAUCAAGCAUUCUGAGAGAAUAUAUAAUAUCGGAGGAUCCAGAAGACGAUCAAACCAAGAGCCUCGAGGAAAUCUCGGAAGAGCUUGUGCCCCGGCACACCACUGCGGCGUACCUCCUCUUUUGCGACGGCUUGUCGACGAUGGUCAUUGAGAAGGAUUAUGAGACCGGCGUGGUCCGACGAUCCAAUACCUUUAUCGGUGUCACAAACCAUGAUGAAGAAGACUGCGGGUUAUCGACCGAAGCCACCCCUUUUACGGGUCAAGUCUCGGCCAAGUCUUCUGGAGUGAGAGCUGGAAUGGAAGCAAUUAUUGAGGAGAGCAGGGAUAGACUCGACGCUAUUGCGCUGAGAUGGAGAGCUUGUCUGCGAAAAGCGAAAAGAAAGUCGAAGAAAGAAGGGAAGGAUCCCGCCCAAGUCGAGCAGAAUCUCGCAGUCACAACGGACGAGGUGAUUGAAUGGGUGGCGUCGUAUCCAACGACGAACGAGCAGACUCAUUUUGCGACCAUCAUGGAUCCUCUCAGCGGGCAGGUGGUUUGGACACGGAUCUAUCCCGAGCCGAGUUGA
Cladophialophora psammophila CBS 110553 is the source of this 1215-nucleotide messenger RNA. RefSeq lists its product as uncharacterized. NCBI's taxonomy places the organism in Eukaryota, Fungi, Ascomycota, Eurotiomycetes, Chaetothyriales, Herpotrichiellaceae. The transcript has a single exon. Gene Ontology annotation, molecular function: hydrolase activity, acting on carbon-nitrogen (but not peptide) bonds. The coding region runs from base 1 to 1215 and encodes 404 amino acids. The record is from RefSeq and is a predicted model, not a curated record.